Molecule: messenger RNA, 1521 nt
Organism: Trypanosoma brucei brucei TREU927
Lineage: Eukaryota; Euglenozoa; Kinetoplastea; Trypanosomatida; Trypanosomatidae
Product: endonuclease G, putative
Exons: 1
Coding region: 1-1521 (506 amino acids)
Biological process (GO): apoptotic DNA fragmentation
Cellular component (GO): mitochondrial inner membrane; nucleus
Molecular function (GO): nucleic acid binding; single-stranded DNA endonuclease activity; metal ion binding
Source: RefSeq, a predicted model, not a curated record
AUGCAUCGCAUCACCGUACGGCUCAUGCCCACUGAUACGUGCACUGUCAUCCCACUUACUCCUUCUAUUACACUUUGUGGCAUCAACUGCAGGAAGAAGCAUACGAUGGCGGUUUCUGCUUCCUCCGUGGGACGUGCCUUUGCCUUCCUUGGUACGGCGCUGGCGGGAGGCGCGAUAGGAAUGGUUGUGGAGCGUGGUGGUUGGUUUGGUGUGGACAAAUGCCAUCCAUCGCCUGUUCCGUAUCAACAGAUGACUGAGCGCACAAGUCCGGAGGUGUUACACGUGCAAUGCCCACAGCCCGCAUACCCCAAGGAGAGGUGUAACGACGAUGGUGGGGAAACUACUCCUUUCGUGCUAAGACUUACAAGCAAGGGGCUUCCGUCCGACGAUCACCUGCGCUACUACAAAGGCUUUGUUUCUAGUCUGAAUUAUGAGCGUCGUAUCCCUAAUUGGGUGUUGGAGUACAUCCCCGGCAGGACCACUGCUGCUGAUUCAGUGGUCACGGCUGAUAACGACUUAGUAAACGCUUCCGCAGCGGAAGCCCAGCGAGAUGGAAUGAGGUUCUUUGCGGACAUGACGGUGCCUCAGUUGUUCCGCGUGCAGCCCGGUGACUAUAUUGGGGGUGGCAGGGGACAGCACUCACGAGGCCUCAGCCGAGGUCACCUUGCUGCCGCACAGUUUCACAAGAGCUCUACUGUUGAGUUGGCUCAGACCUUUAACAUGAAUGCGAACACUGUACCACAGGACAUGACAAUGAAUGCUGUCGACUGGCUGCGGUUGGAAAACCUCACACGGAAGUUGCGGCGGUAUUAUGAGAGGGGAUUGUGGGUAGUGACGGGACCUGUCUUCCACCCGCGGCUCGUGGAUGGUGAUGUGCGCACGUGGCGGUGGGCGGAACCAUCGCAAUGUCCGUCUCCAGUAAAACCUGUGAGUAGCGGAGUGUUGGCUUCUGGAGAACACUGCCACUGUGGAAAUGACAAGGCAGCAGUGCACUUGCGGAAGAUUGUCUGCUAUGAGCUUGUGGGCAAGCGCGACGUUGCGGUCCCCACACACCUCUUCAAAGUUAUAUUAGGUGAGCGAGCGGACGGGGCACAUGAAGCUGCUGCCUUCCUAAUGCCGAACGAACCGAUUGCCGUGGAGCGGCCCCUCACAGCUUACCAGGUGCCUGUGGUAGAAAUCGAGCGACUGACGGGUUUGGAGUUCUUUCGGAAUGUGGCCGCUGCUGGGUCAGACGCGCGGUUCUGGGGGCGGGAACUGGAUGCUCUGCCAAAUAUUUGCAGACGCGUGGUGUGUGAAGCACGUACCGCAGGAAUGUUUCGCUCGUACCGAGACGUGGCGCGUCUACGGGCGGCGGGUUCUCUUCCUGAAUUGCAGAGUGUUUACAGCAUCCUGCUUGCAGAACAGCAGCAGAAGUGUGGCAACACAGCCGGAAUAACAGUUGCUCUGGAUGGGGUUGUAGCACAGGAAUAUAGAGAGCGCCUGAGGGAACUAAUGGCUGUGUCGACCAACGACACCGGUUAA